GCCGUCCUCUACCUCGCAUUCCUGGAUUCCCGUUGGCGGCCCAAGUGGAGCUCUUCACUGCUGCAUAGGGGUUGCUGCGUCUGGGAAGCCAUCCAUCGUGAACUGGUAUAUAAGGAAGCAGAUAUACUGACCGGUCGCUGGUGGAGAGCUGGCACGUGUCGGAGGAAGUGACACUCAAGAUGGUGAGCGCUCGGCAACGGUUUGCGCGAAAGAGGUUUCAGCAAUUGAAGGGGCUCUCACCGGUUGCAACCAUAGUUAAGAAAGGGGUAACCAAGGACAGCGCAGCGGAGAAUGGUUUGGAAAGCAAGGAGGGGAAGCUGUCGUUGAAGCAGCAGUUGAAGAGAAAGAAACUGGCGAAGCUCAAGAAGAAGGAAAAGCUUAAGAAAGAGCUGAUGAUGAAGAAGAAGCUGGGGAUUGAAGAAAAUCGAGGUGGAGCGAAGAAGAAGGAACUGAAGAAGAAGGAGGAAAGCGACAGCAAGAAGGGAAGGAAACACCCGCUGAGAGAGGCUGCGGCGAAGUACGGCUCGCGCUGUUUUCAAUGCGGUGGGGAGGACCAUGUGCGGAAAAAUUGCCCAGAGAAUGCAAAGGCGGUUCAGGACAAGGUCUGCCUUCUGUGUAGGAUGAAGGGCCAUACAGUGAAGAUGUGUCCGCGUGCUGCCGACGAAGGAGAGGACAAGGGUGUAGCCACAAAAAUAUGUUAUAACUGUGGAAAGAACAGCCAUCGACUCGCAGAUUGUCCAGAGCCAAUUGCAGAGAGUGGUGGCUUGAAGUUUGCAGUCUGCUUCAUUUGUAAAGCCUCGGGGCAUUUGAGUGCCAACUGUCCAUCCAACCACCAUGGGAUCUAUCCGAAGGGAGGUGGCUGUAAAAGAUGUGGAAGUGUAACCCACUUGGCAAAGGACUGCCCAACACAACCGGCAAAGGUUUCUCAAGCCGCAAAAGCGAUAACGAAAGAAGGGAAGGCGGCGUGUGCGGCGAACAAGAUUACGAAGUUCAGUGGCGACGAUCUUGGUGACGAUUUCGGCGGUUUGGACGGGAACAUAGAGUCUGCUGCAGGAGGGAACAACAUUGUUCUGGGAGAGGACGACGAUGAGGAUCUGGAUUUAGAUGCGCGAUUGGGUUUCGAGGAUGGCAUCCUUGGGGGCACUACAAAAGCCAAAAAGGACAAGAAGAAGAAGCAGAAGAUGGUCAGCAUAGAUUUUGAUAGUGGCGGCGAUGGUAAAGAUGAGGACGAUGAUGAUGGUGAUCACGCAGGUGCGGGGAGGAGCUCGAGAAAGAGAAAACUGGAGGUUCCCAUCAAAGUUAUAAAAUUUUAGGCCACCGAUUAAAUUUUAAAUG
This is a messenger RNA of Chara braunii, 1335 nucleotides long. NCBI's taxonomy places the organism in Eukaryota, Viridiplantae, Streptophyta, Charophyceae, Charales, Characeae. The record is from the annotation of a GenBank genome assembly.